Molecule: messenger RNA, 1325 nt
Organism: Podarcis raffonei (Aeolian wall lizard)
Lineage: Eukaryota; Metazoa; Chordata; Lepidosauria; Squamata; Lacertidae
Gene: C5H3orf70
Product: chromosome 5 C3orf70 homolog
Exons: 2
Coding region: 130-894 (254 amino acids)
Source: RefSeq, a predicted model, not a curated record
AGAAGCGCCGCUCGCCGCCCCGCUGCGCCUUGUGUGCGCGCAGGCGGGAGUGACUCGGCGGAGGUGCGCGGCUCGGCGCGGGCUGCAGGUGGCGGCGGGGAAAGCGGCGGCAGAAGCAGCAGCAGCGCCAUGAGCGGGACUGGGGCGGCGGCCAGCGCCGCUGCCGCUUCUCUGGCGGCGGGCAAGAGCGAGAAACUGGACGAGGCGCAAGCGCUGGCCCGCAGUUGCGCCGGGAGACCCGACUUCCAGCCUUGCGACGGGCUGUCGAUGUGCACCACGCACAGCCACGGACGCUGUUUCCGCCUGCACUGGUGCUGCCACCUGGGCUGGUGCCACUGCAAAUACGUCUAUCAGCCUAUGACUCCAGUAGAACAACUUCCAAGCACAGAAAUACCUGUUCGGCCUCGGGGAACCACAAACACCAUUCAGAUAUCUGUCUCGCUCACGGAACACUUUUUGAAGUUUGCACCUGUCUUCCAGCCACCGUUACCCCCAGAUUCCCCACGGUUCUGCACAAUCGCGGACCUCUUUAUUGACAAUUACCGUGUGAAAUGCAUCAAUGGGAAGAUGUGUUACGUGCAGAGGCAACCUCCUGCUCCCCCCAAUAAAACGAAGCCUCAGGAGGUCACCACACGCAAUGCCUUAAUUUUGAGAGAGAAUAAUACACCAAAAAUAGAUCAUUGCUCUUCCCCCUCCAGCUCUGAGGACUCUGGGAUCAAUGCUGUUGGGGCUCACUAUAUGGAGUCAUGUGAUGAGGACACAGAGGAAGGGGCGGAGCUAAGUUCAGAAGAAGAUUAUAGUCCAGACAGUAGCUGGGAACCGGAUGAGUGUCCCCUCCUAUCACCCUCACAAUGCGAACUAGAAGUGAUUGAGACCAUAGAAACCACAGUGUGAAGUGCUGAGCUGGAAACUAGCUAGGCAUACUUAAAACAAUACCGGUUUUCUAGCAUUUAUACUAGCUUUUUUCUGACAGGUCCUUUUUUCCAAUGCACUUGACAACCCACAGAGGAAUGUAGUUAACAGUAUUUAGUCACUUGUGAAUUAGUUGUUUGAUCCUAAUCAAACCACUGAAUUUUCAAGAGCCCUAUUGUAUAUUUUUAAAGUUACAGAUUUGACGUAUUUUUUAGUUCUAGACUGUGCCUGAUUUUGGUAUGGUGCACUUAAUUUGCAAAAAUCAGGUCAAAUUGUGAGCUGUUCCUAUUAGUUCCAAAUUACUCCUUCAGAGCAAGGAGGCAGCCUUUCAUCAGCACACCAAAUGUUUGGGUGAACAAAGCCCUUCUUUAUUUAGUUUUUUUAUUUUAUGUAGGAGACCAAGACCCACAAGU